UUGAUGAUGCCCCAAAACCGAGCUGGUUAAGUCCUGAUGGGCAGCCAUUAAUAUUGGCUAGGCAAACAAACGCCUUAAUUGGGCAGAAGCAUACUUUUGUACUUUUCGAUAAAAAAAAAAAAUUAUUUAUUGACAG
Messenger RNA from Dentiscutata heterogama, 136 nucleotides. The record is from the annotation of a GenBank genome assembly. Lineage: Eukaryota; Fungi; Glomeromycota; Glomeromycetes; Diversisporales; Gigasporaceae.